Drosophila grimshawi is the source of this 1649-nucleotide messenger RNA. RefSeq names its product DALR anticodon-binding domain-containing protein 3. Gene Ontology annotation, biological process: tRNA C3-cytosine methylation; arginyl-tRNA aminoacylation. The record is from RefSeq and is a predicted model, not a curated record. The transcript is spliced from 3 exons. Bases 262 to 1587 code for a protein of 441 amino acids. NCBI's taxonomy places the organism in Eukaryota, Metazoa, Arthropoda, Insecta, Diptera, Drosophilidae. Gene Ontology annotation, molecular function: arginine-tRNA ligase activity; tRNA binding; ATP binding.
AAAAGAGAAUUCGAAUAUCGAUAAGCAAGGACAUAUUACAAUUUUUCAAAACUUGCAGCAGGCGACAAGAUGUUUAGAUUAACUACAAUUUAUCUUUAAAGCAGACAGCGCUUUGCCAAACAAUUCAAGCUCUGGAAUCACGUAUCGUUAAACAAUAAUCCAUUGGACAUUCAACUGGAUCCGCCACGCGAAUAUAGAGUUAGUUAUUUUAUUUUGGUAUUUAGAUAUCUUAUCAUAAUCAUCGACUCACACUACACGGACAUGUCACAAAAUCCAUUAAGCGAAUUAACACAACAACUGAUUAAUUUCUUCGUCAUUUGGCCGGAGAACGGGGACAUUCCACGCUAUGAGCGCUACGGCGAUCUCAUACGCUAUCAUAACGAGAAUCUUAUCCAGUCGGGAGAUCUCAGCAUAGCGUCAAGUAAAUUUAAUUGGCAAUGCUUUACCCAAAGGCAGGGAUUGCAAUUGCGCCGCCAAACCGAGCAGAUGCUACCUGACGAGCAGUCGGUGCAGCAGCUGCUGGACCACAGCAAACAGUGGAUAUUCCCGCUGCUCAAUGUCAAUAUGCUGCGCAAGGAACGAUAUGCCUUGCGUUUUCAACGUGCUCCAAUCAUAUCCCACGUUCUCCACUCAAUACUGAUCGAUGGCGACGAUUAUGGAAAGCACAAAAAGUCUACUGCAAUCGGUGUGCCGACACUGUGCCUCACCCUCAACACUGGCAACACCAAAGAGCUACACAAAUUUCGCGCAACGCAACUAUUCCACAUUGUUCGGCGUAUGCUGGACUAUGCCAACUGGCGCCUGGUGGCUCCAGAGCAGAAGACAGAUGACACCUUGCUCGUCAGCAUCGAGAGCAACAAUCAGCCACGUUGUUUGGCCAACGACCAACCGGAUAAAAUGAAUGUGCGCGUGUUGUGCGGUCCAGUUCUGGAGCCGAUCAAAAAAACGGGCGCAACACUGACCAGCGACAGCUACAUGGCUUUGCGCUCCAAUGAUAUGUUGCUAAUAGCAAUGCAUCGCCAUGGUCUGCGUGACUGUGCCAGGGAUAAGGACAUUGAAGGUCUGUUACAACGCCUGGGCCACGCAACCGUCAUAGUGGAUCUGUUUGAGGUGCGUCAUGCCAGUGGCGCCACUGUGGUCCGUAACGGUUCGGGGAGCUCCAAGGGUGCCAGCUAUAUACUGUACAAUUCGGCUCGCCUGGAAACGCUGUUACGCACCUUUGCCGCCCAAGUGGAUGCGGGCGCCUAUGAGCCGUUGCCGCCGCUAGAUAAGAUUGAUCUCAGUCUGCUUGAAGACGAGUUGGACUGGCAAAUGCUCUAUGGCUAUUUGCUAACCUUCCCGAAUUUAGUCGAAUCAACGCUGUCUCAGCUCAAGCAUGGCCAGUGCGCUGUGCAUCUAAUCGUGCGCUACAUCGUCGACUUGGCCUCCCUGUUUAGCCGCUACUAUCGUAGUAAACAGAUUCUCGUGCAGAAGCGCUCCAAUCUGAUGCCCACGCUCUAUGCCCGCAUCUAUUUGGUCAAGGCGGUGCGUCAGGUGCUCAACUCAGCGCUGGCGCUUUUAGGCAUACAGCCCGUCGACUAUAUGUAAAUAUAAUAUUUGCUAGCAAGCCAAGUUUUAUGUAUAUGUUAUAGAUUCACACAAUUUGUAAU